AUGUCCGAAUCGGCGUCCCUCGCAGACAGCUUCGUCGAGCUCGCCGACCCGAGCGCGCGCCGCAAUGUACGGCUGAGGCUCCCGGGACUGCUCAAGGACUUUGUCCUCAGCAUCAAUGUGUUGCUCGUGUUUGUGCCCUUGGGCUUCGUGUCUGUUGCCCUGCGGUGGCAUGACGUGAUCGUUGCAGCAUUCAACUUCCUUGCCAUCAUACCGCUCUCGUGGCUCAUUUCCGAUGCCUCUGACACGAUUGGGACUCACUUGGGAGACUUGGUUGGCGGCCUGGUGAAUGCCACCUUUGGCAACACGGUUGAAUUGAUUGUCGGCAUAAUAGCCAUAUACCACGACGAGCUCCUAGUUGCGCAGUCCAUGAUGCUGGGAAGCAUUCUAUCGGAUAUCCUGCUGGUCCAAGGCUGCUGCAUCGUCAUUGCCGCGCGCACAAAGGGCGUUAUCUGCGUCAACUCCAGCAUGGUCGACUCGCUGUCCUCGCUCAUGCUCCUGGCCGCCAUGGCACUGGCCCUCCCCACCGCACUCUACGCAACCUUGCCCGACGCGGCAGGCCGCAUCGACAUCGACAAGAAGAUCCUCUCCUUUAGCCGCGCAACCGUCGUCGUGCUGCUCGUUGUCUACACGGCAUAUCUCUAUUUCCAGCUCAAGACGCACUCAUCUCUGUUCACGGGCCACGCCGACGACGUGGACGAACACCGGCCUGUCGAUGGACGUCGUGAGCGCCCUACCACGGACAGCCCUGCUCAGCAAAUCGGUGAGGCCCACCCCGGCGAGGGUGAGCAGGACGACGUGCCGUCCAUGGGUGUGGUCUACAAGGCUGGCGCCGUCCUCGUCAUCUCGAGCCUGCUCAUCGGCAGGUGCACGCAUUCCUUCAUGGAAAGCCUCAACGGCAUGACAAAGGCACUCGGCAUUACCAAGACCUUUGUGGCCCUCUUUAUCCUCCCCGUGGCGAGCAACGCACCCGAACUUUCGCAAGUGGUGGCGGCGUCGCGGAAGCAAAAGGUCGACUUCGCCGUCGGCGUCAUCAUCGGCAGCAUCCUGCAAAUCGCGCUCUUUGUCCUCCCCAUCCUUGUCGUCACGGGUUGGGCCAUGGGCCGUCCGCUCGAUCUCUACUUUGAGGUGUCGCAGACCUACAUCCUCCUAUUCGCCGUCGUCCUCGUGAACCAGGUGCUGCACGACAGACAGUACACAUAUCUGCACGGCGUCAUGCUCCUCUGCGUCUACGCCGUCAUCACCAUGGCCUACUUCACCCAGUCCAACAGUUGA
Molecule: messenger RNA, 1272 nt
Organism: Hirsutella rhossiliensis
Lineage: Eukaryota; Fungi; Ascomycota; Sordariomycetes; Hypocreales; Ophiocordycipitaceae
Product: sodium/calcium exchanger protein
Exons: 4
Coding region: 1-1272 (423 amino acids)
Biological process (GO): intracellular calcium ion homeostasis; calcium ion transmembrane transport
Cellular component (GO): fungal-type vacuole membrane
Molecular function (GO): calcium:proton antiporter activity
Source: RefSeq, a predicted model, not a curated record